UUUUUAUGCUGCUAUUGGAUGGUAAUAGUUCUCUCACAGCUUAUUGGUCUUCUUCUCUUGCUCUAUUUGAUUUGCCUUUUCUGGUGGUAUUUUUUGGAAAGUAUGGCAAUGAAGAAAAAUUCCAGGAAACGGAGCACUGAUUCAGGAAUUGGGAUGGGAAAACUAAGCUUGUCCAGUGAGCAACGAAUGGAGCAAUUACAAUUGCUUUUGAAACAGUAUGAUGAAGAAGGAAGAGAUCGAAUCAAUGAAAUGAAAAACCAGAAGAAAGAUCUGCUGGUCAGUGCAGAGAAGUUGUUUCUUGUCAACUUAUUAAGGAUUCCAUUGUCUACAAGGCAAACUAAGUUGAAGGAUUUACAAGAUGCAAAGAAAGGCAAUUACAUUACUGUUGCAGAUGGGGAAGAAAGUCUCGAUGAUCUAAUAAAGGACCUUAAAGUUUCAAGAAGGCGGAAACGAAAAGUUAAGGCUUCAAAAACUACUGAAGAGCCUGUAAGAUCUGCUGGACACAAACCAGAAGUUUUGACCCCAGCAAAUGGAAAUACAGCCACUUUUCCAAGGGUGCUGAGGACAAAAUCUAAACCUUCCAAUGACUACUGUAACAGGAUUAAUGAAGUGGCUUGCACUUUGCCAAGGACCACUCGUUCCACUAGAAAUAAGGCUGCUUCCCAGAAGACCCCUGUUCCAAAUCGAAAUAGUGGACAGUCUCAUGGUACUUCAACAAAAAGAAUGCCAGUGUUGCCAAAAGUGAGAUCGCAAACCAGCCUACAAAAGCAUAAGAACAGUGACGUAAUUGCAGACCCUAACAAUUUUAUUAACAUUUCUCUAACUGAUGGACAGACUCUAUGUGCCGUUCGCCAAGACUUGCAAGAGAUUGAUGCAAACUUAAUUGAUGCUGGUGCGAUUCAAAGCAUUCACAUGCUGGUGGACCAACUGAAUGAGCUCUGCACAAGGGCUUCUGUAAGUUAACGGGAAGCAGUCCAUUUUAAAAAUCAUCCUUGGUAGGAAAUCGUAAUGUGGCGAGUUUCUCCAAUGAAAAGCACUCUGUUUUAAUGCACCUUUUUUCCAUGUGAUCCAGUAAUGUUUUUUGAUUCAUUAUCAAAGGCAAUGAAUUUGAGUUGCCAUUUUUAUAUAAAUAAACUUCAUGGAAUUUUCUAGAC
This is a messenger RNA of Protopterus annectens (West African lungfish), 1154 nucleotides long. Its product is annotated as borealin-2-like. Gene Ontology annotation, cellular component: spindle midzone; chromosome passenger complex; chromosome, centromeric region. Gene Ontology annotation, biological process: mitotic sister chromatid segregation. Bases 19 to 963 code for a protein of 314 amino acids. NCBI's taxonomy places the organism in Eukaryota, Metazoa, Chordata, Ceratodontiformes, Protopteridae. The transcript has 10 exons. The record is from RefSeq and is a predicted model, not a curated record.